UCUGUCACGCGCGCAGACUUUGGGAAGUUCUCCUCCACUCAGGCUGGAUCGUCGCUGAAGGAUGGAGCUGGUUUUGGCGUGCGCGCACUGAGAUGUUGCAGACUUCUCCUCCUCCUCACAGAGUCUGUUUGCUGAUGGAGCAGGGUGGAGGUGCAGAGGGGGGGCCGGGGAGCCCCCAGCUUCAGGACAGCGACAGCCCCAAGGACAGAGGGGAGAGUCCAGCCUUCGGCGGCCCCCCCCAGACCAAGACGAGCCAUGCUGAGGUGAACGGCAGCCCGGCAAACGCACCCCGCCGACUAAACGGCUCCCCGCUGAGGCCUCUGGGAGGUCUGAUGAUCCCGGUCUUCUGCGUGGUGGAGCACGCAGACGCAGCUGGAGACGGCGAGGGGCGUGGUGAUCAUCACGCCGAGUUUGUGCUGGUCCGGAGGGACGUCCUCUUCUCCCAGCUGGUGGAGACGGCUCUGGUUGCUCUGGGAUACUCCCACAGCUCAGCUGCUCAGGCCAGAGGCAUCAUCAAGAUAGGACGGUGGAACCCGAUGCCCAUCCACUACCUGACAGACGCUCCAGAGGCCACGGUGGCCGACAUGCUGCUGGACGUUUACCACAUGGUGACGCUGAGGAUCCUCCUCCAGAGCUUUGCUCGUCUGGAGGAUCUGCCGUCGGAGCAGUGGACUCACGCCACCGUGAGGAACGCCCUGAAGGAGCUGCUCAGAGAGAGCAACCAGAGCGCUCUGGCGAAGGAGUGUCCUCUGUCACAGAGCAUGAUCUCGGCCAUCGUCAACAGCUCGUACUACGCCAACGUCUCCACCUCCAAAUGUCAGGAGUUCGCCCGCUGGUUCAAGAGGUACAGACGCAGCAGAGGUGAACACCUGGAGAAGGCGUGGUCAUCCCAGGAGAAGUCCAGCAUCAAAGUGGAGCGGAAUUUGGACCUGAGUCUCCUCAACCACCGCUCCACUCUGCUGCCCCCCUCCAGCCUGAUGAGCUCCCUGCCAGGACCUGCUGCUCUCUCCAUCAAGUCCGGUCUGGGGGGCUCUCAGACCGCCACACAGCCUCACGGUCUUCCUCACCCGUCCAGCCAGAACCACCCCAGUCCUCCUCUGCACUCGCAGCCCCCCCCACUCCUGGGCCACGGCGGGCUCCUGCCCCCCCAGCUGGUCCGUCAGCAGCUGGCCAUGGCCCACCUCAUCAACCAGCAGCUGGCUGUCAGCCGCCUGCUGGCCCACCAGCACCCGCAGGGGGUCAGCCAGCAGUUCCUCAACCACCCCCCCAUCUCACGGACCUGCAAGCUCUCUGGGGGGCCCGCAGAUUCCAGCCUCAGCUGCUCCAGUACAGAGGUCUCCUCUGACAUCUACCAGCAGGUCCGGAAUGAGCUGAAGCGGGCCAGCGUGUCUCAGGCCGUCUUCGCCCGCGUGGCCUUCAACCGCACGCAGGGUCUGCUGUCAGAGAUCCUCCGUAAGGAGGAGGACCCUCGCUCCGCCUCUCAAUCGCUGCUGGUCAACCUGAAGGCCAUGCAGAACUUCCUGAACCUGCCAGAAACCGAGCGAGACCGGAUCUACCAGGAGGAGAGGGAGCGGAACACCAGCACCAAUCACUGCCCCCCCCACAUCUCCAGCUCCAACAGACACUCACAGGUCAAGUGCGGCGUGUCGGCUCCGGAGCUGCAGCUGAAGCUCAGCUCGCUGACCAGCAUCAGCGCCGAGAUCUACGAGGAGAUUCAGCAGGAGAUGAAGAGGGCCAAGGUCUCCCAGGCUCUGUUUGCCAAGGUGGCGGCUAAUAAAAGCCAGGGCUGGCUGUGUGAGCUCCUCAGGUGGAAGGAAAGCCCGAGUCCCGACAACCGGACCCUCUGGGAAAACCUGUGCACUAUCCGACGGUUCCUGGCCCUGCCACAGGCGGAGCGGGACCAGAUCUACGAGGAGGAGUCCAGGCAGCAGCACAGCGAGCGGCUGCACGCCGUCCUGCACCUCCCAGAGCAGCAGACCCUCCCCAGGCAGCCUCUGCCCCUGCUGGCACCCGCCCCCCCCAUGCUGGAAGACCACCAGCCCGUCCACCUGCAGGACCAUCCGGCCCCCGAGGACGGGCCCCAGCGAGGCCCGAGCCCCGGUCUCGGAGGAGGCGGGGCGAAGAAGGCCAGGUCCCGCACCAGGAUUUCCCUGGAGGCCCUGGGGAUCCUGCAGAGCUUCAUCGGGGACGUGGGGCUGUACCCGGACCAGGAGGCCAUCCACACCCUGUCGGCCCAGCUGGACCUGCCCAAGCACACCAUCGUCAAGUUCUUCCAGAACCAGCGCUACAACGUCAAGCACCACAGCCAGGCCAAAGAGGCCCCCCCGGAGGAAGACUCCCAGGACAGCUCCAGUCCCAGCGAUGGGGGGGUCUGCGCCAUGGAGGGGAGGGAGGAGGAGGUCCUGUCCGUGACGGCGGAGUGGGGCGAGAACGGCAGAGACGAGCUGCUGAGAACGGAGGGAGAGGUGGAGAUGGAGGAAGGAGAUGACGGGAAAACCUCAGGGCCUGGAACGGCCUCCCUGUCCCCCCCCAGCAGUGUGGACAGCCCCCACUCCGCAGAGCAGCAGAGAUAACAGGAAAAGACUGAUCAGCGCCGAAGAUCAAACCUGGAGAUGUCCCCACAAAUAUUUAUGUAUCGGGGGGGGGUUGGACAUCCUUCAGUGCCAGUGACAUGUAAUAAAGGGAAAGUUUCACCUGCUCGUCCUCUUACGGCUCUGAUUUAAGGAGACAUUUUUUCCUCUUUUAAUUUGGAAAACUUUCAGAAAAUCAAUCUGCGGUUUCUCCCAAUUAUUCAGAAAUGAGAAAGUGACUGAUGGGAUUUCAAUUUCGUUCAAUGUUAUGAUUCUAUUUUACAACAAAUUAAAAACCAAGUGAAACUUCUAAAAACAAAUGAAAAUGUGAAAGUGAUGAGAGAAUAAAGAAAAAAGCUUGUUGAAGUUUUCAACUGUCACAUUUCCAUUAAAGUUUAGGAAAUUUGAUGAAUAUUUACAAAAUUGUGAUUGGAUGUUUAAGUUUUCUAUGAAAGUUUCUGCAUCAAACAGCAGCUCUGGUUCAGAAAAUAAUAAAUACUUAAAAGUUUCAAGACCAAAAACUGAGGUUUAAAUGUGUUUAUCCGCCAUUGUGGCUCAACUUCUCCACUGUUUUGAGUCAUUUGUGGCAAAAAGCAGAAACUCUGGUUAGAGAAGGUCGAUGGCGUUCAGCCGGAGCAGCGUUUGUCCGAUGUUUCACUGUUUCCGGACUUAAAAAAAAAAAAAAA
This is a messenger RNA of Oryzias melastigma (Indian medaka), 3256 nucleotides long. Its product is annotated as DNA-binding protein SATB2. Gene Ontology annotation, molecular function: RNA polymerase II cis-regulatory region sequence-specific DNA binding; DNA-binding transcription factor activity, RNA polymerase II-specific. NCBI's taxonomy places the organism in Eukaryota, Metazoa, Chordata, Actinopteri, Beloniformes, Adrianichthyidae. Bases 93 to 2573 code for a protein of 826 amino acids. The record is from RefSeq and is a predicted model, not a curated record. The transcript is spliced from 12 exons. Gene Ontology annotation, biological process: chromatin remodeling; regulation of transcription by RNA polymerase II.